UAAAUAUAAGGCGAGAUUUGUUGCUAAAUGAUACGACCAGAAAGCAGGAACUGAUUACGAAAAGACGUUUUCACCGACAGCUGACAUGUUAAGUGUAAGGAUUCUCAUGCAGAAGGCGGCACAGGAGGACCUAAUCUUACAUCAGAUGGACGUGAAGACCGCGUAUCUGCACGCACCCAUCGACUGUGAAAUCUAUUUAGAACAACCACAAGGAUACGAGAAAAACUCUAACACUGGUGAAAAACUGGGGCAGGUUGCUGAGACCAUGAACAUGGCAGCUCUCUGGAAGCUGCCCGUCAUUUUUGCCUGCGAGAAUAACGGGUACGCCAAAGGUACGUCAAUGGGCAGAUGUACUGUAAACACAGACUUCUACAAGAGGGGGGACGUCAUUCCUGGCCUAAGGGUGGAUGGGAUGGACGUCCUUUGUGUUCGGGAGGCAGCCAGGUUUGCUUCUGACCACUGCAGGUCUGGGAAAGUGAGUUUUCUGUUUAAUAAAAUGGAACAUUUGUCCAUGUGUCGAUUUAUUUCAACAUGUCCUUUCCUUGUAUCUCAGGGCCCAAUCAUUAUGGAGCUUCAGACCUACCGCUUUUUUGGGCAUGCAAUUGGUGAUACUGAGCACAAAUAUCGCACAGCGGAUGAGGUGGACGAGGUCCGCAAAGAAAGAGACCCCAUUUACCUGCUUGAGGGUCACUUGAUUAGAAACAAUAUAGCCACCAUGGAGGAAUUGAGGGAGAUCAAUGAGAAAAGUGUAAAGGAUGUUGAAGAAGCGGCACAAUUUGCCAUCCAAAGCCCUGAACCCCUAGUGGAGGAGCUAUGUAGCUACAUCUACUGCAACAAUCCACCAUUCAAGAUUCGUGGCAUCAACCCCUGGACAAAGCUGAAGUCUAGUAUGUAGAUGUAAAAAUCAUUCCCUGUAUGACUAUGGUGCAACAAGACAAAAAAAAGUAUGAUAAUA
Molecule: messenger RNA, 955 nt
Organism: Entelurus aequoreus (snake pipefish)
Lineage: Eukaryota; Metazoa; Chordata; Actinopteri; Syngnathiformes; Syngnathidae
Product: pyruvate dehydrogenase E1 component subunit alpha, somatic form, mitochondrial-like
Exons: 5
Coding region: 86-895 (269 amino acids)
Molecular function (GO): oxidoreductase activity, acting on the aldehyde or oxo group of donors, disulfide as acceptor
Source: RefSeq, a predicted model, not a curated record